Gavialis gangeticus (Gharial) is the source of this 770-nucleotide messenger RNA. It is a transcript of the gene SRA1, whose product is annotated as steroid receptor RNA activator 1. Gene Ontology annotation, biological process: regulation of transcription by RNA polymerase II. Bases 71 to 535 code for a protein of 154 amino acids. Gene Ontology annotation, cellular component: nucleus. NCBI's taxonomy places the organism in Eukaryota, Metazoa, Chordata, Crocodylia, Gavialidae. The record is from RefSeq and is a predicted model, not a curated record. The transcript has 5 exons.
ACGCCCAGUAGGCCGGAAGCGGCAGGGGCGGGACUUGGUGGUAGGCGGAGACCGGAAGUGAGGUGUCGCUAUGGCGGAGCUCUACGUGAAGCCGGGGAAUGCGGCGCGUGGCUGGAACGACCCUCCGCAACUCUCGUACGCGCUGCAGGCCCGGGGCGGCCGCCGGGGCCCGCUCACUCGCAGGGCGCAUGCGCCGCCGACCGCUGCCGCCGGCGACCUAGGUAAGUGUGUGCAGAAACAGGUUUGUGAUGAUAUCAGCAGACGCCUUGCUGUGCUUCAAGAUAUGUGGGCCCAGGGGAAGCUGUCUUCCCCUGUGAAGAAGAGAAUGGCCAUCCUGGUGCAAGAGCUGCAGAAGAAGAACUGGGACUCCGCAGAUGAAAUCCAUCGCUCGCUUAUGGUGGACCAUGUCAAUGAAGUCAGUCAGUGGAUGGUGGGAGUUAAACGCUUAAUUGCUGAGACAAGGGACUUGCCCCCUGGAGCUGUGGCUGCAGACACUGAAGAAAUAUCUGGAGCUCAGCCAGGUGGAGAAGCCUAGUGAGAUGGGCUAAGCCAUGAGGACUUCAGCUGCACCUGGGCAAACUACACCUUGAGGUAUUGGGAACACUAUAGAGCACUAAUGGAAGAAGGAUGAGAUUCCUCCAUCUCCCUCUGCUGCUCCAAGGACCUGAUCCAGGACAUAUUCUCCAAGGGGCGCUUUUUAAUUACCAGUUCAUCUUGUGGCAAUGUGCUGCACACUAUUUAAUAGUAAUAAAAAAUGUCACUCCUCUAUG